Molecule: messenger RNA, 4725 nt
Organism: Lepisosteus oculatus (spotted gar)
Lineage: Eukaryota; Metazoa; Chordata; Actinopteri; Semionotiformes; Lepisosteidae
Gene: enox2
Product: ecto-NOX disulfide-thiol exchanger 2
Biological process (GO): ultradian rhythm
Cellular component (GO): plasma membrane; external side of plasma membrane
Molecular function (GO): oxidoreductase activity; RNA binding
Source: RefSeq, a predicted model, not a curated record
CAUCUCCGCUACAUUUAUAUUCAAGUUUUUGAUUUACUGUCAUAAGAUUGGGAGCAAAUUCGGACAAAAUAGAGAAAAUUCCCAUUUAUAUGAUGGGUCCCAUUGAUGCGCGUUUCCUUUUACAUCUUUCUGUUUCUCUUUCUGCCCUUCAGGGGGGUUAGGGUUUGGGGGUGACGGUGCUAUGCUUGAAGCGCUUUAAAAAGAAUCCGCCGUGUCUCUGCUCAUGUCCGAGGUGUGCCUUAGAGAGCCCUCCAGCCUGCCGGCGGCCCGGAGCUACCGAGCGCAGUUUAUUUGAGCGCCACACCACCCCCUGCUGGAGCUUGGAGAGCUGCGCAGGAGGAGGUGUCAGAAGUCUGGGAAACUGGUUUGAAGAGAAAGGCUUCCACGGCAAACUCUUCCUGCUCGCCAUGCAGUAUCUGAGCUCUCGGGACACCUUUUAGAGCUGUUGUCAUCCCCGCUGCUCCCUUCAUUCCGACGAUCACAACUGGUUGUCGACUGGUUUCGGCCAGUUUAGUUUUUUUCUCUUGUGCAGGCACAUCAACAGCAGGCGCUGGGGGUUUUGCCUUUUCUCCAGCUGUGUCAGUGGGGGAGAAUCGGCCCCCUAAUUACCUGGGAGUUUCCCCCUCGACGUCGCGCAGACAAGCGAUAGGGAGAAGGAUCCGGCGGCUCGGCCUCACAGCCCGUCAUCUCUGACGCCGCCCUCGGCAGCGGCUGGUGUCUGAAGGCGCUGCUCAUCGCUUUCAGCUGAACCUCGCAUGGUAGUGUUUGCGUGCAGUUAAUCCUGUGUACCUAGCCUAGGGUGCGCUCGGCGCUGUUCAGUUUGGUUAACGGUUGCUGGCCCUAAAGUCACCAUUACUUAAGUACAGUUGGACCCGCAGUGCAGUACGUGCUCUUUCAUGGCUCUUAUAUGACUCUUGAGAGUAGAAUAGGUUUUUUUUAGAUGUAUAAUGGCGUCUUGUAACAGAUGAGUUCUGCUGGUGUUCCUUUCUCUGCGCCAAGGGUUUCGUCAGCACGGCCAGGUCGUGGAGCGAGAGCUCAGGGGGCGCCAGUCCUGCCUCUCGACACCGGCCGGGCUGCACGUUAGGCUUUGGUGAAUGCUGUCCGAAAGGAAGUUUCUAGGUGUCCCGUUGCAGAUGAGCCCCGAUAUUAGGUUGUUUGGGGGUCCUUGUUCAUUUUUGUCCUAAAAGUAUUUCUCUUUUCGACAAAUCAACUCUCAUGCAAAAUUAAACCUUUAUUUUCGCUAGGCAAUCCCAAUUAAGGCGUGACACAUUUCUAAUAGAUAAAUUUACAUUGAACUGACAUUUUCUGUUUUUCCAAUCAAUAUCUCCUGCCUCAUUUAUUGAAUUUUCCAUCUACUUCUCUUCUUUUACCUCCUGAUUUGCAAAGCAGCUCCGCUGCCAUCGACACACUCCCGUUCCGGAGAUCAUGUCCGGGGCUCAUUAGUGAUAAGGCUCGUUAAGAGUCUGCUAAUCACGGGUUUGCGGUUUCGACCUCCUCGCCUCUGUGAGCCCCCCUCCCCGCUUUCAUUAUUUUCAUCCCUGUUAAUUGCGCAGUGUGCACUGAAAGCAGAGGCAGUACAGGACCCUACCGGGCGAGGGCUGUGUGCGGACGCGCAGGCAGUGGCGAGCAAAGCAAACGACGGACGCCGAGUCUUUCUCAAGCGCCUCUCGAGUCUCUCCGGCACGGCUGUGCGUGCCCAGGCCCUGACACAUGUACAGAUGAGCAUCGCUGCUAAUUGCUUUAACACCUGGCCCUCCCCGUCCCCUCCUCCGCCCUGCUCGCUCGCCGCCGUCCCCUUCGCUGUCAGACCGACACUGACAUGUGUCUAGCAGCGCGCAGAAACCCGUCCCAGCCCACUUGCCCCCCUGCAGCGGCCGGCUUUCUGUGCUUCAGUGUGUGUGUGCAUGUCGGCGAGCGUGUGUGCGCACACUGGUAUUAGCUAAAAAGGAUCCUCCUCAUCUCGUCCUGCCUACUGUAGCUCAGUCUGCGGAGCGGAGAGCAGGACGGACUUCAGCGAUCUAGGAAUCCAGACCGGGAGAUUUCUCUAGUGUUACAUUGGCGUUGCUGGGGGAUUUAAGCCGAGGGGAGUCGAGAUUCUUGGGCACCUUGCUCUCGGGACAAUGUUUCUUGUGCAGUACGCAGGCCUGAACCCACUUUCCUUUGACCCAGCCUCCAACAAUGAGCCUUUGCAGUUCACCAACUCCAGUGGGCCUCUAGUGACAGAUUGCCCGUUAGAGAACGGAGCAGAAAACAGCAAGAAGAGAAAGAGGCCCAGCCUGCCCCCAGAAGGCAUCCGGAACAUGGCCAUGGAUUCCAGCCAGAUGGGAAUGCCGAUGUCUGAUCCGACCGCCUGGGCAACAGCAAUGAACAACCUAGGGAUGCCGCCAAUGGGCAUGACGGGGCAGCCACUCAUGUCAGAUUUUGAUCCAGGUCUUGGCAUGAUGGCUGGCAUUGCUCCGAUGAUGCCCGGGCUGGGAAUCGUACCCCCUCCCAUCUCCCAGGACAUGCCGAUUGUGAAGGAGAUCAUCCACUGCAAGAGCUGCACCCUGUUUCCUCCCAACCCCAACCUGCCACCCCCGGCCACCAGGGAGAGGCCCCCCGGCUGCAAGACGGUGUUCGUGGGCGGCCUGCCGGAGAACGCCACCGAGCAGCUCAUCGUGGAGGUGUUCGAGCAGUGCGGCGAGAUCAUCGCCAUCCGCAAGAGCAAGAAGAACUUCUGCCACAUCCGCUUCGCCGAGGAGCACACCGUAGACAAGGCUCUCUUCCUCUCCGGGUACCGGAUCAGGCUGGGCUCCAGCACGGACAAGAAGGACACUGGGCGUCUGCAUGUGGACUUCGCUCAAGCCCGGGACGACUUGUACGAGUGGGAGUGCCGGCAGCGCAUGCUGGCCCGCGAGGAGCGCCAUCGCCGGAGAAUCGAGGAGGACAGGCUUCGACCCCCCUCCCCGCCUCCCAUCGUCCACUUCUCCGAGCACGAGUGCAGCCAGCUGGGCGAGAAGAUCAAAGAUGACUCCAAGUUCCCAGAGGCGAUCCGCAUUCUGCUGACCUGGGUGGAACGAGGUGAAGUGAACCGGAGAAACGCCAACAACUUCUACUCCAUGAUCCAGUCCUCCAACAGCCACAUCCGGAGGCUCAUGAAUGAGAAGGCGGCACACGAGAAGGAGAUGGAGGAGGCAAAGGAGAAGUUCAAGAACGCCCUGGCUGGGAUCCUGGUUCAAUUUGAGCAGAUUGUGUCUGUAUUCCACGCUGCUUCCAAACAAAAGGCAUGGGACCAUUUCUCGAAAGCCCAGCGCAAGAACCUGGACGUGUGGCGCAAGCAAGCAGAGGAAAUACGAAACAUCCACAACGAGGAGCUGAUGGGAAUCCGCAGAGAGGAGGAGAUGGAGAUGUCGGACGAUGACAUGGAGGAUGUUCCAGAAAGCAAGGACUCCGAUGAGACAGGGCCAGCGGCUCAGGCAGAGGCUCUGAAGGAGGAGAACGACAGCCUGCGCUGCCAGCUGGACGCCUACCGGAACGAGGUGGAGCUGCUGAAGCAGGAGCAGGGGAAGGCGCUGCCGCAGCGCAGCGAGGAAGAUGCCACCCGCCAGCAGCAGCUGAGCUUCCUGCAACAGGCACUGCAGGGCAUGCAGAAGCAACUGCUGAAGAUCCGCGAUGAGCUGACGCAGCGCGAGGCAGAGCUGGAGCGGAGCCUGGAGGAGAAGAAGCUCCUGGAGGCGGAGCUGCAGAGCCUGAAGGACCGGGGGACGCAUGGACACCCGCGCCAGCUGGAGACAGCCGACAGAGAUGACAGAGGGAGCGAUGAGAGCGCUAAUCAAGGCAAUCAGGACAGCGCUGCUCUGACAGCGGCGUCCUGCAGCGCGGAGCGGGACAGCCCCCCCGACAGGAGCCCCCCAGGCCCAGUCCGGUCCGAGAGAGAGGCCUUGCUCGUCGACACUUGGAGGAGUGCUGCAGCACUGCAGGGCUCUCACCUGCUCACAGCACACCGACAGCACAGAGAGAGAGAGGGCUUGCUGUCAUUUGUGCUGUAUCAUCUCCACCUUCCUCCAUGUCCAUCCCUUCGGAGCCAGCAUCGAAUACAUCUGCUCCUACCUGCAGAGGCUCGACACCAAGAUCAGCGCCAGCGAGGUGGAAGCUCUCCUCAGCAGGCUGCCCUGCACAUUCAGGCAGGAGCUGACGGGCGUGGGAGCCAGCCUGGAGAAGAGGUGGAAGUUCUGUGGCUUCGAGGGCAUCAAGACUGCGUAGGGCAGCCGCCAGGAGGGGAGCACGUGGAGCAGAGACAGAGCACGGGCAGGGCGUUUUCAGACACCUGCCCCCUUGCCGGGCACUCCUGGUGGGUUUGGGGUCCCGGCUUCGCUCGGAAGGACGGGCAGACUGGCAGGGCCCGGCAGGGUCUGAGGCCCAGACCCGCGCUCCGCACCGGUGUCUGUCUCCCAGGCCGACUCAGAACUCCUUCGGAUCCUUUUCUUCCUCAAGAUGAGCCUCUAGGCCUGGAUAACAAACAAGACGACGCCAUGAUCAGGGCUUCUGUGGUCCCAAUCUUCUUUCUUUGUAUCUCUUUCUUUCUCUCUUGCUCUGUUCAUUUUGUCUCUCAUUUCUAAUAACAAUAUUUUGGUGUACAGGAUGUUAACUGUUGCUGAGCAGAUUUUGUCACUAGAUAUAUAAAAACUUGAUACUGUAUAUCAUAAAAGAAAAAGGGAAAAUCAUGUAUUGAUUUCUUCCAAUUGA